CCACAGCAAUAAUAUCAAAUGAAUUCGAAGAUAAACAACAAGAACCAGUUCCAGUUCCAAAUCCAAUUCCAGUUGGGUACGGUUACGUAAUCAGAUCGGCGACGGUCAGUCCCUCCGGGAAGUCUCUGACUGCUCAUCUCCAACUCAUCAAAAACUCCACUGUUUUCGGGCCUGACAUUCAGAGUCUCACCCUCAUUGCCAGCUUGGAGACAAACGAUCGUCUGAGGAUUCGAAUUACAGACGCAAAGCAGCAGAGAUGGGAGAUCCCCCAGCAAAUCCUCCCCCGCAGCAGCAGCAGCUCCGAUCAGUGCUUCUCCUCCCAGACAGAAUACCAGCAGCAUUGCAUCUGGCAGCCCAGCUCAGAGCUCAUUUUCACUCUCCACAACACCACUCCCUUCGGAUUCACCGUCUCCCGCCUCUCCUCCGGCGACAUCCUCUUCGACACCUCGCCGGAUGCCUCCGAUUCCGGCACAUUUCUCAUCUUCAAGGAUCAGUACCUGCAGCUCUCAUCUUCUCUCCCUUCCCACCGCUCCUCCCUCUACGGCCUCGGAGAGCACACCAAGAAGUCCUUCAAGCUCCUUCGCAACCAGACUCUGACCCUGUGGAACGCCGACAUACCCAGCGCCAAUCUCGACCUCAAUCUGUAUGGUUCCCACCCCUUGUACAUGGAGGUCAGGUCCCCCGCGGGGACCACACACGGUGUGUUGUUGCUCAACAGCAAUGGCAUGGACAUUGUGUACAAUGAAGGUGGUGAUAGGAUCACUUAUAAGGUCAUUGGUGGCAUUCUUGACUUGUAUUUCUUCGCCGGACCCACCCCUGAGAUGGUCAUCCAACAAUACACCCUCCUCAUUGGCCGCCCUGCCCCUAUGCCAUACUGGUCCUUCGGAUUUCACCAGUGCCGCUAUGGUUAUAGAGACGUUUAUGAUCUCGAGGAUGUGGUUGCUAACUAUGCAAAAGCUAGAAUCCCUCUAGAAGUUAUGUGGACUGAUAUUGAUUACAUGGAUGGCUACAAGGAUUUCACACUCGAUCCCACUAAUUUUCCCCUGGAAGAGAUGCGGAAAUUCGUCAAUGCACUUCACCGGAAUGGUCAGAAAUAUGUCGUCAUUUUGGAUCCUGGUAUCAGUGUGAAUAUGACAUAUGGAACAUACAUAAGAGGGAUGAAAGCCAACAUCUUCAUAAAACGCGACGGUACCCCUUACCUGGGAGUUGUUUGGCCUGGGCCAGUCUACUUCCCUGAUUUUGUAAAUCCUGCUGGAGCAAUCUUCUGGGCCGAGGAAAUCAAAAUUUUCCGAGAUCUCCUUCCCAUCGACGGCCUGUGGCUCGACAUGAAUGAGAUCUCCAAUUUCAUCUCAUCCUCUCCCACCCCAUUUUCCACCCUUGACAAUCCUCCAUAUCAGAUUAACAAUGCUGGUAACCGACGCCCCAUCAAUGAGAAAACUGUUCCGGCAACGUCGAUACACUUCGGUAACAUCACAGAGUACAAUAUUCAUAACCUUUAUGGAUUGUUGGAGUCUAAAGCUACUAAUGCAGCUUUGGUUGGAGUGACCGGUAAACGACCAUUUAUCCUCAGUAGGUCGACAUUUGUGGGCUCUGGCAAGUACACGGCACAUUGGACUGGAGACAAUGCUGCCACAUGGGAGGAUUUGGCAUAUUCAAUUCCAGGCAUACUGAGCUUUGGGCUCUAUGGAAUUCCUAUGGUUGGAGCUGAUAUUUGUGGUUUUUCUGGAAAUACAACUGAAGAACUCUGCCGCCGAUGGAUUCAGCUAGGGGCCUUUUAUCCCUUUGCAAGAGACCACUCAGACAAGUUCACAAUCCGUCAAGAGCUCUAUCUCUGGGACUCAGUCGCUGCAACAGCCAGGAAGGUGCUCGGACUUCGUUACAGACUACUACCUUACUUCUACACGUUGAGUUAUGAAGCACACACAAAAGGAACCCCCAUCGCUCGUCCCCUCUUCUUCUCAUUCCCUCAAGACAUCUCAACUUAUGACAUCGACUCACAGUACCUCAUUGGUAAAGGUGUAAUGGUGUCCCCUGUUCUCAAGUCGGGAGCAGUCACCGUUGACGCGUACUUUCCAGCUGGAAACUGGUUUGACCUAUUCAACUACUCGAACUCAGUAAGCGUGGAUCGGGGAAAGCAUGUCAUCCUUGAUGCGCCACCUGAUCAUAUAAACGUGUAUGUGCACGAAGGGAAUGUGUUGGCGAUGCAGGGAGAAGGAAUGACUACUGAUGCAGCAAGGAAAACACCAUUUGAGAUAUUGGUGGUGGUUAACAGUGGUGGAAACAGUACCGGGGAAGUGUUUUUGGAUGAGGGAGAUGACGUGGAAAUGGGUGGAGGGUUGGGAGGGAGGUGGAGUUCAGUGAAAUUUCACGGUGGUGUCGUGGGGAAUAAAGUGAUGGUUGGAUCAGAGGUUGUGAAUGGAGGAUUUGCUGUGAGUCAAAAAUGGAUCAUAGAGAAAGUGACUAUUCUGGGAUUGAAAUUGAAUGGAAGGGCUAAUAAGUUGAAGAAGGGGGGUUAUGAGUUGAUUAUUACCAAGGGAGGAGCAAAACUACAUGGAAACUCAAGAGUGCAUUUGUCUGGUAAUGGAACAUUUGUUAUUGUGGAGAUCUUAGGACUGUCACUACUCAUUGGGGAAGAGUUCAAAAUAGAGUUGACACUCAGCAAGUAAUUAAUGGUAGUAUUCAAAAAAGAAUGAAAAAAUUAUUAGUGCACAAUAUCUGAUCACAGAACUGGAUCAGAUUCUAUGUUCGUAAAAGAACUGAAAAAUAAAUAAAUAAAUGCAACCAAGACUAUCAAUAAAAUUACAAAGCUGCAGUUAUAACUUGCUUCACUGUUUUAUACUGAGCUGAUCCAGAAAUGAUGCUAAAAAAGUUGGGUCUUCCAUUGGUGUUGUUAAUGUCAUUAUUAUUAAUUUUCCA
Molecule: messenger RNA, 2916 nt
Organism: Camellia sinensis
Lineage: Eukaryota; Viridiplantae; Streptophyta; Magnoliopsida; Ericales; Theaceae
Product: alpha-glucosidase
Biological process (GO): carbohydrate metabolic process
Molecular function (GO): carbohydrate binding; hydrolase activity, hydrolyzing O-glycosyl compounds
Source: RefSeq, a predicted model, not a curated record